AUGAAAGUCUACGCCAAGCUUUCAUUUGCAGGAUAUUCCCGAACAGAGAGAACAAGUCCGGUGGACACAGAGGGGGAGACCAACCCUGCAUGGAACUUCACCACUGGAUACACAAUAGGCAAGAAGGCAGUUGAAUACCAAGGCAUCAUGCUUGUUAUCCAGUUGUAUUGCAGCCGCACACUAGGAGACCGGUACAUUGGAGAGGUAAGCGUAUCUUUCAAGGACCUGUUUGAUGGGGCAGUGGCCACCGGAGGCAGCACUACUGUGAGUUACCCAGUGAAAAAUGGUGCAGCAGAUUCAAAGGGAGUGUUGAAAUUUUCGUACUCAUUCGGGGAUAUAGUGAUUGUUAAGAAACCUUCUGUCUGGGCACGAGGUAUGGCUGUUUCUGGUACGAUUCUGGUGAAAGUGAUUGCAGAGGUGGCCUUUGGAGGAGGCCUUGAUGAUCUGGAUAUUUCCUUCUCUGGAGAAGAUGUUCUGAUUGAUGUAGAUGUCCCGGUUGAUAGUUGGGGAAGUUCCUAG
Messenger RNA from Vitis riparia (riverbank grape), 519 nucleotides. RefSeq names its product protein SRC2-like. The transcript has a single exon. The record is from RefSeq and is a predicted model, not a curated record. Bases 1 to 519 code for a protein of 172 amino acids. NCBI's taxonomy places the organism in Eukaryota, Viridiplantae, Streptophyta, Magnoliopsida, Vitales, Vitaceae. Gene Ontology annotation, biological process: defense response.